UGUUCAUUAACAAGAAAAAGAACAGAAAAAAGUGGCCAUUGGCAGCCUGUAUUCCCAUCAUCAUUAUUUUCCUCAUUAACCAAACACAAACAUAAAAUAACCCCUUUUUCCCUUCUCUCUCUUUUCCCUUUUUCUCUUCAUCAAGAACCCUAAAGCCUAAACCAUCCCAAAUCCAAAAUUCUUUUCCCCUAAAUGUUAAAAACACCCCAUCAAAUCUUAACCUUACCAACUUUACACCCCUCAGUUUCUAAUUCCAUUUUCAAUUCUUUCUAAAAACAACCCCUUUUCUUGUUUUUCUCUAUUUUGGAGAAAAAUGGUGUGAAUUCUUGAUAAAGAUUCAAUUUUGAGACUUGGGUAUUUUUUCUUUUUUGAUUUACUAGUGAGGAAUUUGUUUGGGUGUUGACAAAUUCCUCAAAAGGGAAUUUUGAUUGGGAAAAAAUGGCUAAUUUGGACUUGCAAAUGAAUCCACAAAUGGAACAGAUCCAUGGAGAGAUUCGGGACAAUUUUCGAGCCUUAGCAAAUGGAUUUCAAAAGCUGGAUAAGAUCAAAGAUUCCAACAGACAGAGUAAACAGUUGGAAGAACUUACUGGGAAGAUGAGAGAGUGUAAAAGGUUAAUUAAAGAGUUUGAUCGUGAAAUUAAAGACGAGGAGACUAGAAACCCUCCUGAGGUCAACAAACAACUCAACGAUGAGAAGCAAUCAAUGAUCAAGGAGCUAAACUCAUAUGUGGCCUUGAGAAAAACGUAUAUGAGCAGUCUAGGCAAUAAGAGGGUUGAACUAUUUGAUAUGGGAGCAGGUGGAAGUGAACCAACGGCAGAGGAAAAUGUCCAAAUGGCAUCAGCAAUGUCAAAUCAGGAGCUAAUCAGUGCUGGAAAUAAGACAAUGGAUGAAACUGAUCAAGCCAUUGAACGCUCCAAACAGGUUGUCCAUCAAACACUUGAAGUGGGAACACAAACUGCUACUACCUUGAAAGGCCAAACUGAUCAAAUGGGUCGUGUUGUCAAUGAGCUCGACACUAUACAAUUCUCCAUCAAAAAAGCAUCGCAGCUUGUCAAGGAAAUUGGACGGCAGGUUGCCACGGAUAAAUGCAUCAUGCUUUUCCUCUUCCUCAUUGUCUGUGGUGUAAUUGCCAUAAUUGUUGUCAAGGUUGUGCAUCCUAACAACAAGGAUAUAAGGGAUAUCCCUGGACUGGCUCCUCCAGCGCCGUCAAGGAGAUUGCUAUAUCUAAAGCCUGGACAAGAUUUCAUGUAAAUCUGUAAGGUCGACGGAUCCAUCCAAUUUUCUAUAUGGUGCCACUGUAAAGAAGUAUCAGAGGAAUGCUAUUCAUGGAGAGCUGUUCGUUUACUGUGAUCUCCUUGCCUGAGUUGUGCAUACCGUAUUUGUUCUGUUGUGCAUUUCUUUUCUUUCCUUUUCCUUUUUCUAUCAUGUAAAUUAUACACUAUAUUUGUCUUGUAUUCACUUUUUUUUUGCAUUUUAUGGUGCAUUGGAUUCAUUUAUAAACUCUCGAGUGUAGACUAGUUGCAUGGAGACAAAGAAGUACUAUUGAUAUGCUAUUUCAUCAUGUAUGUAUGUCCAACUAUGCUGUUUUGAGGUCGAAUUACACGAUCAUGUGAACGAAUUUCGGUUAUUGCGUUAAUCUUUU
Lycium ferocissimum is the source of this 1642-nucleotide messenger RNA. Its product is annotated as novel plant SNARE 13. Bases 439 to 1251 code for a protein of 270 amino acids. The record is from RefSeq and is a predicted model, not a curated record. Gene Ontology annotation, molecular function: SNARE binding; SNAP receptor activity. Gene Ontology annotation, cellular component: SNARE complex; Golgi apparatus; ER to Golgi transport vesicle membrane. NCBI's taxonomy places the organism in Eukaryota, Viridiplantae, Streptophyta, Magnoliopsida, Solanales, Solanaceae. The transcript has 10 exons. Gene Ontology annotation, biological process: vesicle fusion.